Messenger RNA from Eremomyces bilateralis CBS 781.70, 3658 nucleotides. RefSeq names its product leucyl-tRNA synthetase. Bases 126 to 3548 code for a protein of 1140 amino acids. The record is from RefSeq and is a predicted model, not a curated record. Gene Ontology annotation, biological process: leucyl-tRNA aminoacylation. Lineage: Eukaryota; Fungi; Ascomycota; Dothideomycetes; Eremomycetales; Eremomycetaceae. The transcript is spliced from 4 exons. Gene Ontology annotation, molecular function: aminoacyl-tRNA deacylase activity; ATP binding; leucine-tRNA ligase activity.
GUCGAAAUGAAAUCGAAAUUUCGAAACUCUGUAACUUCUGUAUGAAUGGCCUUCGUGAGUCACUGACGCACUCGUUGAACGCCGCUCGUCGGUUUACCCGUUUCCUCCCAACUACUCAAAUCAGGAUGGCAACCGUAAAAGUUGCCGUCGACGCUCUCGACCCGAGCAACAGCUCGAAGAACACUCUCAAACUCGAAAACACCGAGAAACGAGACAACCUCAUAGCCAUCGAGAAGAAAUACCAGAAAGUAUGGCAGGACACCAAAGUCUUCGAGCCGAAUGCCCCAACACUGGAGGAGAUCCCAUUCCAGUCAUUGUCAAACCAGCAGAUGCACGAGAAGAACCCGAAGUUCUUCGGAUGUUUCGCAUACCCAUAUAUGAAUGGUGUUCUACAUGCGGGUCACUCGUUCACGGUGAGCAAGGUUGAGUUUGCAGCAGGAUGGGCGAGAAUGCUAGGAAAGCGAACACUCUUCCCCCUUGGAUACCACUGCACCGGUAUGCCGAUCAAGGCGUGCGCAGACAAGCUAGAGCGCGAGAUCGAGCUGUUUGGUAAGGACUUCUCAGGGUACGACGCGGAUGCGGAGGAGGAAAUAGCGCCACCUGCUCCUACCGAGGCGGACACAAGGGCGGACAUCACCAAAUUCGUCACCAAGAAGAGCAAGGCAGCUGCGAAAACCUUAAAUAUGAAGUAUCAGUUCCAGAUCAUGAUUGCGUUGGGCAUUCCACUGGAGGAGAUCCACAGAUUCGCCGACCCGCAGCAUUGGCUGAACCACUUCCCCGGCUACUGCAAGGAGCACCUCAUCAAUUUCGGCGCGCGGAUCGACUGGAGACGAAGCUUUGUUACUACCGACCGAAACCCUUACUACGAUACUUUCGUGCGAUGGCAGAUGAAUAUCCUGAAAGAGGCAGGGAAGAUCAAGUUCGGAAAGCGAUACACGGUCUAUUCUCCGAAGGACGGCCAACCGUGCUUGGAUCACGACCGAAGCUCAGGAGAAGGUGUUACGGUUCAGGAGUACACCGCCGUGAAGAUGAAGGUCUUGGAAUGGUCAGAGAAAGGCAAAGACAUCGUUGCAGGAAAGGUUCCUGAGAACGCGAAUGUCUACUUCCUCCCGGCUACUCUGCGACCGGAAACGAUGUACGGACAAACAUGUUGUUUCGUCGGGCCAAAGCUCGACUACGGCAUCUUCAAAGUCUCCGAGACCGAAUACCUCUUCUGCUCCGACAAGGCGGCGAGAAAUAUGGCUUUCCAAAGCGUCUUCCCCGAGUGGGGCGUGUUCCCCAAAGUCGCGUCCCUGCAAGGCUCUGAUGUCGUCGGAACUCUCGUCAAUGCACCUCUCUCUGUUCACAAAGAUGGAGUCAGGAUUCUUCCCAUGGACAGCGUAAAAGACACCAAGGGGACUGCUGUUGUUACCUGCGUGCCAUCGGACAGCCCGGAUGAUUUCGCAACAAUCCGAGAGCUUGCGAAGAAAGCGGAAUUCUAUGGUAUCAAGAAGGAGUGGGCCGAACUGGAGAUUGUCCCAAUCAUUGAGACACCAUCGUUGGGUAACUUGGCCGCGCCGGCUCUUGUAGAAAAGAUGAAGAUCAACUCACCCAAAGAUGUCAAACAGCUGGCCGAAGCGAAGGAGAUUGCGUACAAAGAAGGGUUCUACCAGGGAAAGUUGAUCUACGGCGAAUUUUCUGGGAAGCCGGUCUCCGAAGCAAAGUUGCUCGUCAAGCAGCAGCUGAUCGAUUCCGGAGAUGCUUUCAACUACGCUGAGCCGGACGGAGUGGUCAUGAGCCGGUCUGGCGAUGUCUGCACAGCGGCGUUGUUGGACCAGUGGUAUAUGAACUACGGCAAAGCCGAGAAUGGCGGAGAUGGUCCGUGGUGUAACAAAGUCCUUGAGUGGGUGCAACACGGGCUCAAUACCUACUACCCCGAGUGCAAACAUCAGUUCGAGCAGACUCUAGGAUGGUUGUCACAGUGGGCGUGUGCUAGGUCUUAUGGUCUAGGAACAAAGCUUCCAUGGGAUCACAACUUCCUCGUGGAGAGUCUCAGCGAUAGUACGAUCUACCAAUCCUAUUACACAGUCGCGCAUUUCCUUCAUUCAGAUAUCUACGGCGAUACCCAGGGUUCUGGUAAGAUCAAGCCGGAGCAAAUGACCGACGAGGUUUGGGACUACGUUUUCUGGAGAAAUGGCGACGUCAAGACCGACAUUCCAAUGGACACGCUGAAGGCAAUGCGCCGAGAGUUCGAGUAUUGGUACCCGGUCGAUGUCAGAGUGUCUGGCAAAGAUCUCAUCCAAAACCAUCUUACUUUCUUCCUCUACGUUCACGUUGCUAUCUUCUCGAAGGAACACUGGCCGCGUUCCAUCCGUACCAACGGGCAUCUUCUGCUCAAUGGCGAGAAGAUGAGCAAGAGCACAGGCAACUUCCUCACCUUGGACGACGCAGUCAAAAAGUUUGGCGCCGAUGCUACGCGAAUUGCCCUUGCGGACGCCGGCGAUGGCAUUGAGGACGCAAACUUCGACGAGUCGGUCGCGAACGCGAACAUCCUCCGUCUAUACGAACUGAAGAAAUGGAUCGAAGAGAUGAUCCAGGAAGCCAAACUUGUGAAGGAUGCUACCGAGUUCGUCGCGGUUCGAGACGCCGGAAAGUCCAAGCAGACGGACGUCGUGCAACGAACCGGCGAGCUCGCCUUCUUCGACAAGCUUUUCGAGAACGAGAUGAACGACCUCGUCAACCAGACCCGCCAGCAGUACGACGCGACGAACUACAAAAUCGCGCUCAAGACCGGCUUCUACGACUUCACCGGCGCACGAGACAGCUACCGCGAGUCCUGCAAGACCGCCGGCAUCGGCAUGCACCACGAUCUCAUCCGCCGCUACGUGGAGCUCCAAGCCCUCCUCCUCACCCCCAUCGCGCCGCAUUUCAGCGAGUACCUCUGGCGCGAGGUGCUCAAGAAGCCCGAGACCGUCCAGAGCGCGCUGUACCCCCCCGCCACCAAGAUUGACCCGUCCCUCAGCACCAUAUCGACGUACAUCAAAACCACGUCGUCGAACAUCCUCUCCGCUGAAGGCACGCACAUGAAGCGCGUCGCGAAGGGCAAGAACGUGCAGUACAACCCGUCCAAAGAUAAGCGGCUCUCGAUCUUUGUCGCGGGCGCGUUCCCCGCCUGGCAAGAGAAGUACAUGGAGCUGGCGCGGCAGGCGCUCGAGGGCCUCAGCAUCGACAUGAAGAAGCUGACCCCGAACAUCGCGAAGCCCGAGAUGAAGAAGGCGAUGCCGUUUGUGCAGGGGCUGAAGCGCCGGCUUGAUUCGGGGGAGACCGCGGCCGCGGUGUUCGACCGCGAGCUUGGGUUCGAUGAGAUGGCGGUGUUGCGAGAGAUGGCGCCCGGGUUGAAGAAGACGGUGCAGAAGUGCGUGCAGGUGGUGAUUAUUGGGGUGAAGGAGGGGGAGAAGUUGGGGACGGUGGUGAACGAGGAUGGGAGUGAAGGGGAGAAAAGGGAGGUACCGCCGAAUGCGGAGUCGGCGGUGCCGGGGAAUCCGGCGUUUUUCUUUGAGAAUGUUUAGAUAUGGAUGCGAGAACUUGCUUGGUCCGUAGAAAAGUAGAUUCAUACAGCUGAUCGAUCUUAUCUGUCUGGCCAAUGUAUGAUAGAAUGCAUUUCCAUGCUUUCAACCCC